AUGGAAUUAAAACUUAUUAAACUUUUGUUUUGUAUAUCAUUUGUUUAUAAUAUAAAGGCUUAUGUUUUAAAGAACCAUUUCAUGUUUUUAUCAAGAGCUAAAUGGGCACAUAACAAAAAGGGGAUUAAGUUAAACCUUAAAAUUAACGAUGUCAUUAAUUUUAAAAAUAAUAAGGAGCUAAAACAGGAAAUAAUUAAGCAUUCGAAGCGUUUGUCUUUAGAUUUAAAUGAUGAACAAAUAAAAAACAUAGGAAACAAUUUAUAUGAGUUUUUUUCUUAUUUGAAGUUAAGAGACAUAAAAAUUGGUUUACGAAGGAGAAGAAGUAAAAGAAAUGCAAAACCUUUACCAUUACGUGAAACGGACAAAACAUAUGAAGAAUUUAACACGAGAAAUGUAAGAAAGGACGGCGAUUAUUUUGUUGUUGAUUCCAACAGUUUUUUUCAAUGA
Molecule: messenger RNA, 447 nt
Organism: Plasmodium malariae
Lineage: Eukaryota; Apicomplexa; Aconoidasida; Haemosporida; Plasmodiidae
Product: conserved Plasmodium protein, unknown function
Exons: 5
Coding region: 1-447 (148 amino acids)
Source: RefSeq, a predicted model, not a curated record